UCACAAUUCAAGAUGGCUGCGCCCAUGAGAAACGAUUGCUUCCAGGAAGAUCGCACGUAAAUAUAAGCUGUCACUCUCUUGCUGUAAAGAAUGAGUAAACGUAAACACCACGAGACAGUAAUGGAGUCCAGAGAGUUUCAGAACAACUAUGAUGCUUUUAGUGACGACAUUUCUGGAAGAUGGACACAGGUUUUUGAGGAGAUUCCUGGUAAAUUAAAAUCUGGAAUCUCUGCCCUUUUGCCUCGUCUAGCUGAGGGACUGAAACAAGAAGAUGAUCACGAUGACUCUGUGUACACUGGAAACACUGGAAUAAGCCUCCUUCAUCUUCACCUCCACAAUGUCUUCCCUCAAGGAGACGACCUGAGGACAUCGUAUCAGUAUCUUGAGCGGUCUUUGCAACGACUCAAAGGGAGACGGUUCACGUUCCUCUGUGGGGAUGCAGGCCCUCUCGCCCUGGGAUCCAUCCUCCUCAAUAAACUGGGCCGUGAAGCGGAGAGCAAAGCCUGUCUUGACAAACUGCACCAACUCCACGAGGCGUGUCUGGAUCCCGGACUCCCUGAUGAGCUUCUCUAUGGCCGAGGUGGUUACCUCUACGCGCUCCUCUUUGCGCAGUCUCAUCUUCCAGACGCAUCCAUCGAUGUGAGGAUAAUGGAAGACGUUUACCGCUGCAUCAUCAAGUCCGGUGAGGCCUUCUCCAAACGAGAACGAUCCAAGUCCCCACUGAUGUACGCCUGGCAUGACAAGAAGUACAUCGGUGCUGCUCAUGGACUGAGCGGAAUUCUUUGUUUACUUAUGCAGGUGACGUUGCCAGUCGCUCAGGAGUACCUCCAGUCUCACGUCAAACCAAGCGUCGACUACGUCCUGGAGCUCGCCUUCCCAACAGGCAAUUUCCCAUCGUCCCUCGGGAAUAACUCUGAUCGUCUGCUACACUGGUGCCAUGGUGCCCCGGGGGUCAUUCACAUGCUUCUUGAGGCACAUAAGGUAUUUGGGGAUGAGAAAUACCUUGAAGCAGCAAAAAGAUGCGGAGAUGUGAUAUGGGAGAGAGGUUUACUUCGCAAAGGGUACGGCCUCUGUCAUGGGACGGCCGGGAACGCUUACGCCUUCGUUGCUUUGUACCAGAACACUAAAGACAACAAGUAUAUGUAUCAAGCUCAAAAGUUUGCAGAGUGGUGUCUUGAUUAUGGCAAACAUGGUUGUCGAGCCCCAGACCGUCCUUACUCACUCUUUGAAGGCAUGGCAGGUACCAUCUACUUUCUUGCCGAUCUUCUUAACCCAGACGCAGCAAAGUUCCCAGCAUUUUACUUCUAGCUUGAAGGAGAAGCUGUGUACACUCUUACGAUCUCACAGGGUUUGGACUGAUUUAGGAUUUUGUUUUUAACACAAAAACUCCUUUAGUCUGUAAAGCUACUUAAGAAAAGUAUUAAGAAGGUAGGUCCUAAUUUGCAAAAAAAACAUCUUCAGGUUCAGGGGGCUUCAUUCUCUAGACCAAGGGGAGACCCAGACCCACUACCCUAGUCCCUUAUUCAUGGUGAUGUAGAUAGUCGGUAAAUCCUCUGGAAUGUAACACCCCAGAAGGUUCAGGGGGCUUCAUCCUCUAGACCAAGGGGAGACCCAGACCCACUACCCUAGUCCCUUAUUCAUGGUGAUGUAGAGAGUCGGUAAAUCCUCUGGAAUGUACCACCAAGGAGGUUCAGGGGGCUUCAUUCUCUAGACCAAGGGGAGACCCAGACCCACUACCCUAGUCCCUUAUUCAUGGUGAUGUAGAGAGUCGGUAAAUCCUCUGGAAUGUAACGCCCCAGAAGGUUCAGGGGGCUUCAUUCUCUAGACCAAGGGGAGACCCAGACCCACUACCCUAGUCCCUUAUUCAUGGUGAUGUAGAGAGUCUGUAAACCCUCUGGAAUGUAACACCCCAGAAGGUUCAGGGGGCUUCAUCCUCUAGACCAAGGGGAGACCCAGACCCACUACCCUAGUCCCUUAUUCAUGGUGACGUAGAUAGUCGGUAAAUCCUCUGGAAUGUAACACCCCAGAAGGUUCAGGGGGCUUCAUUCUCUAGACCAAGGGGAGACCCAGACCCACUACCCUAGUCCCUUAUUCAUGGUGAUGUAGAGAGUCGGUAAACCCUCUGGAAUGUAACACCCCAGAAGGUUCAGGGGGCUUCAUCCUCUAGACCAAGGGGAGACCCAGACCCACUACCCUAGUCCCUUAUUCAUGGUGAUGUAGAUAGUCGGUAAAUCCUCUGGAAUGUAACACCCCAGAAGGUUCAGGGGGCUUCAUUCUCUAGACCAAGGGGAGACCCAGACCCACUACCCUAGUCCCUUAUUCAUGGUGACGUAGAUAGUCGGUAAAUCCUCUGGAAUGUAACACCCCAGAAGGUUCAGGGGGCUUCAUUCUCUAGACCAAGGGGAGACCCAAACCCACUACCCUAGUCCCUUAUUCAUGGUGAUGUAGAUAGUCGGUAAAUCCUCUGGAAUGUACCACCAAGGAGGUUCAGGGGGCUUCAUUCUCUAGACCAAGGGGAGACCCAGACCCACUACCCUAGUCCCUUAUUCAUGGUGAUGUAGAGAGUCGGUAAAUCCUCUGGAAUGUACCACCAAGGAGGUUCAGGGGGCUUCAUUCUCUAGACCAAGGGGAGACCCAGACCCACUACCCUAGUCCCUUAUUCAUGGUGAUGUAGAUAGUCGGUAAACCCUCUGGAAUGUAACACCCCAGAAGGUUCAGGGGGCUUCAUCCUUUAGACCAAGGGGAGACCCAGACCCACUACCCUAGUCCCUUAUUCAUGGUGACGUAGAGAGUCGGUAAAUCCUCUGGAAUGUAACACCCCAGAAGGUUCAGGGGGCUUCAUUCUCUAGACCAAGGGGAGACCCAGACCCACUACCCUAGUCCCUUAUUCAUGGUGACGUAGAUAGUCGGUAAAUCCUCUGGAAUGUAACACCCCAGAAGGUUCAGGGGGCUUCAUUCUCUAGACCAAGGGGAGACCCAGACCCACUACCCUAGUCCCUUAUUCAUGGUGACGUAGAUAGUCGGUAAAUCCUC
Molecule: messenger RNA, 3033 nt
Organism: Asterias rubens (European starfish)
Lineage: Eukaryota; Metazoa; Echinodermata; Asteroidea; Forcipulatida; Asteriidae
Product: lanC-like protein 2
Exons: 8
Coding region: 91-1308 (405 amino acids)
Biological process (GO): carbohydrate metabolic process; peptide modification
Cellular component (GO): plasma membrane
Source: RefSeq, a predicted model, not a curated record